AUAAAUACUGCAGACAGCAAGAGAGUGCACCGAGCACAGUAGUCGUGAAAUCCCGAAGUCACUCGGACAAGUAACCGGAAAGCUCGUUAAUCACCUAAAACAGUACUUUAUCCAAAUUUUAAAAUAAAUGAUCCCUCUCGUCUCUUUCACUAUGUAACCACAUAACCAGUUAUUGGACAAUUUUAAACACGUGCAAUAAACAUUCGUGUGUGAUGAAAAAAUUAUAAGUUGAUAAGGUGGAGAAAGCGGGACCUCAAAAUAGCCCUGGUGACGAAUGCAGAGAAAAGAGAAAAUAAUGCUUCAAAGGAAGAUGGGAAAAGCUUCCUGGAAAAAAACUCAUGAGAAAUCUCGAUCUACAUCGUGCUGUGAUCCGAGAAACAUCAUAAAUCCAAUAUUUAAAUUGCAACCGUGAAUAGACUUUUUUCGAAGCAUAGAAUUCGUUUUGAAAGUUGGUGGAGUGCCAACUCUAUCGACUAUACCACAUAACCGACACCUGGUGCGGAUUCGUCACAAUGAAAUUUGAAGCACAGUUCAAACUAAGUAUCAGGAUGUAGUGCCUCGAGAAUUACAGUACUCAAGUUUCAAAUAGUGAAUUCAUUCAAAAAGCGGAAGUGAAAGUGCAGUGGAAAAGUAAGAAUGAGUCUGACUAAGAGGGCCAUAGGGGGAUCCAUUCACAGGAUACGAGAAUUCGAACUGGAAAAGGUGAAUCUAAUUGAUCAGUUUGACAUUCUUCAAAUCGUGGGUGAAGGAUGGUUCGGAAAAAUUCUUUUGACUGAUCAUCGAAGUACCCAGACGGAGAUGGUUUUAAAAGCCUUGCCAAAGGCUUACACUAGUAUUACGGAUUUUUUUCGAGAAUUCCAUUAUGGACUUCACCUAUCAGCUCAUAGAAACAUCAUCACCACGUAUGACGUGGCGUUCGAAACAGCGGGCUUCUACGUCUUCAGUCAAGAGUAUGCACCACUCGGUGAUCUUACGUCAAAUGUGACGGAAACCGGACUGGGUGAGCUGCACGCCAAAAGGGUAGCCCGGCAACUGGCGGCUGCUGUACAUCACAUACACAGCAGAGAACUGGUCCAUCGAGACAUCAAACUCGACAAUAUCCUUAUUUUUAAAAGUGACUUUUCCAGAAUCAAACUUUGCGAUUUUGGAGAAACCAGAAAAAUUAAUACUGUGGUUCGCAGGCACAACGAAUGGCUACCCUACUCGCCACCGGAAGUGCUGCAGCUAGAUACUGACGAAACUUAUAGAGCUCUUACUGCCCACGAUGUGUGGCAAUAUGGCAUCGUGGUUUUCGUAUGCUUGACUGGAUGUCUUCCAUGGCAGAAAGCAGCAUCUGACGAUCCUCGAUAUACGAGAUACCUAAACUGGCAUUCAGCGACUUUGAACAUUGCCAAGAAACCAAAAUUAUUUCAACUCAUUAGUUCGCGAGCUCAAAGACUAUUCAAAAGACUGCUAGACCCUAAGAUGGAAAAGCGACCUGUAAGUGUACUCGAAGUCAAUAAAUAUGUGGAAGAUAGAUGGUUAGCAAAACUAGGAGCAGAAAAAGCAUUAAACGGUGGUGCCGACGAAAGGGACGAAUUAUGCCCCUCGAUGUACAGCUUUCACAGUUCCGUAGAAGAAAAAAAUCAACUCCUGUACACUCUCACGCGAUAUGGAAUCGAAACGACGGUUGAUCGUUCAAAAAAGAAGGACCGGAUCAGAGAAUGGAUUCAAUCCAGUGCAAUCGUCGAAGAAAACGAAGAGGAAUCUGAGCUCGAAGAUUUCGAUGAAGAAGGGGAUGAGAAUGAGCAAAAUAUGAAAGGAAGACAUUUCCCAGAAAGGCGGCAAUCUGUAGGAACCACUAAAAAAUCCAGAGGAAUUUCUAGAGACCGAAUUCCACGAAAAAACGGAUCUACAACCAUUCAAAAAGCGAGGGUCGAUAGAACUGAAUUAUUAAAUAAAAAUAAUUCUUUGUCUAUCGUGUCAUCAAAACCGAUUGAAAGGAAGAAUCCAUUUGCUCCUCAAGUGGCUGAAGAAAGAAAAAUUGUUGCAAAAUUUGCUAGUUUUCCUAACGGGGACCCAAGUUUGGCUUUUCAGGGGAAUGGGCUUGAUUCAAUUGUUGACACGAAGCUCGCCGGAAGUCAACUUCUAAUAAAUAAAUAUAAAAAUGAAUUCAGUGAACAAACGGUCAUUCAUGGCAAAGGUUAUCUCUUCAAUAAUGAGCAAUUGAAGAAAGCUGCUACAGAUUUGUCGAGCAGUAGCGAUACUAGGAAGGAAACAAUUAGUCAUUCCCAAUUGAAUGGUGCAAAGGUCACAGUGUACAAUCAUGAACCUAGCGGCACUUCAAGCGAAGCUUCCGGUUCCAUCAGAGCUCCAAGUUUAGAGUCCUCAAAUUCGGGUCCGGUAGUUGAAGAAGCGAUUAUUGAGAAUCCCGUAUCAAGAAGUCCCCAAGCACCAAUCAGGAAGCAUCGUUCGCAAACGGCUCCAUUUCCGGCACCGGUUUCUCAUCUCGAUGGAAGUGGAAUAGAAUCAAUACCAGCUAGAAGAAGUCGUUCAGCGACAGUUUUGCCGAUCGUUAGAAGGGAUCAAAGGUCGAAUGGAAAUCCACAGCCUAUUCAAAAACAACCAACAAAUAACUUAACGAUGUCCGUAGCCUCGCAACUGGUCAUGCAAAGCUUCAAUGCUAUGCACACAUUGAAUCAGACUCCGAAACCCAUGAAACCCAACUAUCGUGAGAAAAGUUCUACUCGCGAAAAACCUCCUUUAACUUAUGGCAAAGACGCUUAUGAACAUUAUGGAAUUGCCCAAGGUGCUAUUGCUAAGUCAGAAAUAAAAAGAGCAGGAGGAUCGAAUAGCGGAAGUGGAAGCAGAUCAGUCAGUAAUUGAAAUACUGAGUGGAAUAUUUAUUUCUUCAACACUUUUCCAAAUUAAGAUUAAACAAACAUGCUGUAUGUGUUUCUUUUUAAUAUUUCUUCGUUUUAGUGUGAAAUAUUAUAUAAAUACUGAACUUUCUAAACGUAUCGUAAAUUUUAUAUUUCCUCUUAUCAAUCGUUAAAGUAUAUAUUCGAUAAGUAGAAGUGAAAGAUUAAAAAAAUUUUACUCAGGAAAAAUUUAAGACGUUGAUUUAUUUACGUUUAAAAGUCGUUUCAUAAACAUUAAAUAUAUGGAAUUAGAAAUUGAUAUAUUUUUAAAUACAUUUAGAAUCUAGAUAGGGAAAUUAAAAUUUAGA
Molecule: messenger RNA, 3208 nt
Organism: Belonocnema kinseyi
Lineage: Eukaryota; Metazoa; Arthropoda; Insecta; Hymenoptera; Cynipidae
Product: putative serine/threonine-protein kinase YPL150W
Exons: 9
Coding region: 637-2865 (742 amino acids)
Biological process (GO): peptidyl-threonine phosphorylation; peptidyl-serine phosphorylation
Molecular function (GO): protein serine/threonine kinase activity; ATP binding
Source: RefSeq, a predicted model, not a curated record